UAGUCAGCGACUACACUUCCUCAUACCUGGCCAUAGCGGUAUGAGGAGCCUAGUAUAGUAUUUUGCACCUUGAAGUCGAGAGAGAGAGAGAGAGAGAGAGAGGGGGUCCUUCUGGAUGGCGAUGACCGCCAGAAGAAGUUGGUUCACAAUGGGGCCCAAGAGAAAAAGCUCUGAUACAGAUGAGCAGAUCAUCAAACAAGGAUGUCUCAUCAAGUCUCCACCUGGCUACAUUUUCGGCAAUAAGACUUCAUGGAAAGGACGAUUAUUGAAGCUCUGUAAAACAGGCCUGGGCACCUAUAACCUGGACUACUAUGAGUACGAUGGCGUGUCCGAGAAAUGGAGGGGAAACAUUCCACUGAGCGAUGUAAAAUCCAUAGAGCUGGGAACGAGCACAAUGGAGAAAAUCCCCACGAUCACUCGUCUCUUCAACAUGGACCCUCACAACAUCCUGUGUAUAAAGACCGACAAACGAGACUACUUUCUGGUGGACGAAAGCGAAGAAAACAUUGCAGAGUGGAAGGAUUGUUUGACAGACGCCUUGGGGAAGGUUCAUCAAAAAUUUAAGAUUGAAGGACCGACCAGUCCAUCUGCAAACCUGCUGAAAGUCCAAGAGGAUCAGGACAAAGCAACAAGACCCAAAUCCUAUCCUGAGAAUUAUCCGCGCACUGAAGCAGCGCCGGAGGAGGCACUGAACAGGCAGAGAUCCCAUACAGACCCAGUAAGCGGGAAAGGAAACGUUUUAACCCUCUCUGUUCACACAGAUCUAUAUGCGGACAUAUUCUCCAUGCGGCCACAUAGCAAUACGAUGCCGACUUUUUGCCGAAUUCCAUCAGUCAAAACCAAUCAACACGAACAAGUGAGAAGACAUUCAUCUGGAGCUUUACCAGAGGGCAAAACCGAAGGCUACAGAAUAAGUGAUGAUCCAGCGUAUGAAAGUGAACCUGAGUCUAUUUAUGAUUACCCCCGAUCUGUACUUCUGAAAAUGUCUGAAUCUCAAGACUCAGCUGUGGAACAGGAGGAGAUCAGCGACAUGGAUUCCGAUGAAGAAGUGUACCAGAAAAUGGAUUCCCUAGUCUUGGACAAGGUCACUGAGUUGCCGCCUAAGCCACCGCGGGGAUCCCCUCUUACACCAUUAAGCAGGUACUCCAAGGGAAGCCAGCUGAAGAAAGCUCAGAUUCUGAGACUGAGGUAUGAACAACAAAGUGAAUCGGAUUUUGAAUCAAUAAAGUUUUCGGUGCCCACAGAAAACCUGCAGAAAUACCUGGGGCUUCAGGAGGCCGGAGAACAGCUGUGGGUGUCGAAGUGGAAGGGCCCGGUAGAGAUCGGCUGCUUGUUUCAUCAUGGCGAUCAUAUUGAGUCCAUGAACGGAUUCCGUACGGGAAGCGUAGAAUUCUUCCACCAGUUGCUGAGUAAUUCCGCUUCAGAGAAGGUGAAUCUGGUGGUGACGCGGAACAAGAAAGCUCCUGUUUUCCACCUUGACGGUUGCAGUUGUGAGAGACUAUGAUGAUAGCGCCUCCUGCAGGAAAACAGGAAUUGGUUUGGUCCAUGUCACUGUGGGCAAGACGCUGAAAUAGAUGGAAAAAGAACGCACUGAAUUACAGCGAAACGCUGAACCGUGUUCCCUAUGUACGGCAUAUAGAUUAUCUAUAAUGAAGCCGCGUCCGUUCCUACCGCGGCAGUAUGUAAGGUCUAUUGUAUGGCCAAAAAAUCAUUGUAUCUACCUGUGAUCACGUGAGCACAGAUACAGGGCGUCUGCGUCCAGAACGAGUACAUACCUGUGUAUGUUAUAUAAAUAGAAGUUAUACUGCAUAGGUGUCCCACCAGCGGC
This is a messenger RNA of Hyla sarda, 1828 nucleotides long. RefSeq names its product pleckstrin homology domain containing S1 (gene PLEKHS1). The coding region runs from base 116 to 1504 and encodes 462 amino acids. Lineage: Eukaryota; Metazoa; Chordata; Amphibia; Anura; Hylidae. The record is from RefSeq and is a predicted model, not a curated record. The transcript is spliced from 17 exons.